AUGACACCAACUCCCUUAUUAAACAUACCCAUUAAAAACAAACUGAACAGAAACAACUAUAAGGAAUGGAAAAGGAGCUUGAUAGUUGUCCUGAGUUAUGAGAAAGUUAAAAUAGUUCUUGAUUCUAAGUGCACUCUAGCCACUCAAGCUGAGGCUAGAAAAUGUUGGGAAGAGUUUGAUGAGAUAGCUCGUUGCUAUAUUCUGGCAAGCAUGACCAACACUCUGUAUAAGCAACUGGAGAGUUGUAAGACUGCUAAAGCGAUUCUAGAUAAGCUAGAAGUCAUGUUCGAAGGCCAAGCUACCUUGGUUUGGAAGUCUACUAUAACUAGCUUAAUGAAUGCCCAACAAAAGUCCAACACUCUAGUCAAAGAGCAUAUAAUCACUCUUAUAGGUUACUUUACCGAGGCCGUGGACAAUGAGGCCAAUCUAGACCAAAACACCCAAAUAGAGAUUGUGUUCAAAAGUUUGUCCAAGGAUUUUGCUGGUUUUCAGGCUGCAUAUAACCUUGGCAACAAACAUUUGACGCUUACACAACCCAUGAAUGAGUUACAAUCCUAUGAGUUGAUGUUGAAUGACGGUCAGCUGGUCUGA
Messenger RNA from Gossypium raimondii (Peruvian cotton), 591 nucleotides. RefSeq lists its product as uncharacterized. The coding region runs from base 1 to 591 and encodes 196 amino acids. Lineage: Eukaryota; Viridiplantae; Streptophyta; Magnoliopsida; Malvales; Malvaceae. The record is from RefSeq and is a predicted model, not a curated record. The transcript has a single exon.